AUGUCUAGUAAAUACAGUGCACUUCCCGACAUUGACACUCAGCCUGACGUGUACGAGACACCCGAUACUGGCGAAGACGCAGAAGUUUCUGACGACGGUUUUCCCAGUCUUGAAGAACAACAGAGCGAGGAUAUUGUUAAUGAUAAAAUUACCGUUGGCGAUGCUGUUGAUAAAUUUAAGGAAAGCACUGGUGAAGUUGCAGAAACAGAUGCUGAGAAAGCCAUUCGAUAUAAAAAACAAUUGUAUAAACAAUAUGUGAAGCGACCUCCUUUGGAAUAUGAAAUUCUUCCAAGAGAUCCUGCAUUACAGGAAACUUCUUUGCAAAAAUUGAGAAGAUUGAUGUAUGAGGUACAGGAACUUAAUGAAGAAGUAGAAAAAAAGAAGGAGGAAGCUUCAAUAAAUCAACCUAAUCAUAAUGCACUAGCAUCGCAAAUAUCGAAUCUGCAAGAAGAUCUAUCUCGUAUUAAUCAAUCCUUAGGUGAUUCUGAUCCCAUAGAUGAACAAGAGGGUUCAAUAAUAAAGCAAGCCGAAUUGGGUAAAAAAUUAAUUCACCAAUUGCAGACUUUCAAAAAUAUUGGUAUGCCCAAAACAAAUGGAACGGCAGGAGAAACAAACGGAAUUGGUGAAAGCGUGAUAGGGCAUGCUCCUAACGCCGAGGCUGAGAAAAAUAUGGUCACAUAUGAGUUGUUUUAUUCACCUGAAACUACACGAGUUCAUACCUUAGCCAAGACAGCUGAAUUGGAUGAACGUAUUUCUGCUUUGGAGAAACUCGUAGGCACAGCUCAUGGGCAAAAUUUCGAAGAUCUUUCAAUUUCUAUAACAAACACCAACCUCAUUGCUGCUGUCGAUAAACUUGAUCAGCAUAUGCAACUGUUGGCACAGACUCGUCAUUUGGAGUCUGUUUCUCGAAAAGCAAAAACUCUUGUCGGAGAAUUAGAAAAAGUGAAUGAAUUGAAGAGUAAAGAAUUUAUGAAUGGCGCUGUCAUCGAUUUUGAUACCAAAGAAAGAGUUUACAAGGUUGAUCCACUGAUUUCCAUUGCACCAGCUUUGGUCAAUCGGUUGAAAUCGCUGCAACAAUUACAUCAGGAGGCCGCGGUAUUUAGUGAUACUAUCAAGAUGAUAUCUGAUGAACAAAACAAAAUUCGUGACGAGUUGAAAAGUCUGAAUGAAGUUUCUGAAAACCUUGAUAAGUCUUUCAAGGUUAAUGAAGAUUCCAUUCAACAAAACAUCAGUAUCAUGGAUGCUCGUGUUAAUGAUCUUGCCAAACGGUUAGAAAAGUUAGGAGUGAAAUAA
Messenger RNA from Dentiscutata heterogama, 1293 nucleotides. The record is from the annotation of a GenBank genome assembly. NCBI's taxonomy places the organism in Eukaryota, Fungi, Glomeromycota, Glomeromycetes, Diversisporales, Gigasporaceae.